Messenger RNA from Cydia splendana, 504 nucleotides. RefSeq lists its product as uncharacterized. The transcript has 4 exons. NCBI's taxonomy places the organism in Eukaryota, Metazoa, Arthropoda, Insecta, Lepidoptera, Tortricidae. Bases 1 to 504 code for a protein of 167 amino acids. The record is from RefSeq and is a predicted model, not a curated record.
AUGGCUGAGGCUUGUAUUAUUGAUAAACAACACAAAAAGAAAGUAAAACCAAUUUUCAAUAUUCCGCAUAAUACAAUCGGUGCAUCGACUUCACUGCGUGAAUUAUCAUUUAAUUAUAAAAACAUAGGUGAGCUCUGUAAGUUGAUCAACAACGUUUUCAAAUUCCAGAUUUGUUUCAGUUUGUCAUCCGAAUAUGCGACUUUUUCGGCAACCGAAUUUUUGUGGUGCAUUUGUGAAAUGUCCACUAUCGGUAUAAUGGGGUUUGUCUGCCAAGCCUUGUUGUCGAGUCGGGGGUCCACAAAGGAGCUGGUGAACGAGCUGGUCAUGGACUACGAGCUGCCGCGCAGCGUGCGCGCGCAAGCCAAGGCGUUCAUGCAGCUCAUCGACGCGUGGUCGCUGCGCAUCUACGUCUAUGACUUUGUCGACAUUACUCUCAUAUUAAAGUUUAUUACCCUUACAACUACAUACUUGAUUGUUAUCCUACAAAUAUCUCACUUUAUGUAA